This is a messenger RNA of Volvox carteri f. nagariensis, 423 nucleotides long. RefSeq lists its product as uncharacterized. Lineage: Eukaryota; Viridiplantae; Chlorophyta; Chlorophyceae; Chlamydomonadales; Volvocaceae. The record is from RefSeq and is a predicted model, not a curated record. The transcript has 5 exons. The coding region runs from base 1 to 423 and encodes 140 amino acids.
AUGUGUAACGCCUACACACCUGCCGGUGGUACCACCGUCAGCAGGCGGCGGUGGGGCCAUGGUGAAUGGGGAAAUACCGAGGUAGCGCUGCAGUCGUGGAACGAGCGGAAUGUCCUUGCCAACGAACUCUGGCGACUCGAGGCUUGCUGGCUCUACUCUUCGUCCCAACCACGGACGAUUAUGGUGGCGGCCAUCGCACGUGGAAAGCGCAUGCAGUAUCAAUCCUAUUCGGCCUGCCUUCGCAUGCCAAUGUCCCCGCAUCUUACCAACAACAACACCGAUUGGCACCCAGGCGAGGGCUGCCUCCCCUCCGGAGACCUUCCGGAGACCUUCAAAAGAUUCACCUAUCUACCCACCCACCCACCCAACUUCUGGUAUUAUUUUGUUGUUGAUAUACGCCAGAUCUGGACGUGGCUGCCUUAG